AGUACGUGCGCGAGUCAGGGCUUUUUGUCUCUCGAAGGGAAGCGUUCUGAGCUUCAGACGGCUCGCGCACACCGGAGGAGCAACAGCUCGCAGCAGCAGCAGCGAGGAGAAAGAAAGUGAUUUAAAAUUAUUCAAAAUUAGAGGAAUAUAUCUUUCUGUGUUCUGUAGCCUGCUCCUUCAGUAAUAGAGGGACAUUUGUAUAGGGCGAUACUAAGCCUUUAAUAAACGGCGGAGAUAAUAUUACUAGGUGAAGUACUAUGGAGGACCAGCUGCUGUGCUGCGAGGUGGACUCCAUCAGGAGAGCCUACCAGGACGUGAACCUGCUGAACGACAGAGUUCUGAACACCAUGCUGAAAGCAGAGGAGAACUACCUACCGUCGCCCAACUACUUCAAGUGUGUUCAGAAAGAAAUUGUGCCCAAAAUGAGGAAAAUAGUUGCCACCUGGAUGUUAGAGGUCUGCGAGGAACAGAAAUGUGAGGAGGAGGUUUUUCCGCUGGCUAUGAACUAUUUGGACAGAUUUCUAUCAGUGGAGGCCACCAGGAAAACAAGACUACAGCUGUUGGGAGCUACAUGCAUGUUCCUGGCAUCCAAGAUGAAGGAAACCGUGCCCUUAACGGCGGAGAAACUGUGUAUCUACACGGACAACUCGGUGCACCCUGGAGAACUGCUGCGAAUGGAGCUGCUGGUUCUCAACAAGCUGAAAUGGGACCUGGCUUCAGUCACGCCUCACGACUUCAUCGAUCACUUCCUGUCCAAGCUGGAGAUCUACCCAACCACCAAACAGAUCCUCAGGAAACACGCGCAGACCUUUGUUGCUCUCUGUGCUACAGAUGUUAACUUCAUUGCCAGUCCUCCCUCCAUGGUGGCGGCGGGCAGCGUGGUGGCAGCUGUUCAAGGUCUCUACCUGAAGAGCCAUGACGCCUCCUUGUCCUCCCAGAACCUCACCAACUUCCUGUCUCAGGUUAUUCGCAGUGACCCGGACUGCCUGCGGUCAUGUCAGGAGCAGAUCGAGUCCCUGCUGGAGUCCAGCCUGCGGCAGGCUCAGCAGCACAGCAGCUCCACGGAAACCAAACGUGUGGACGAGGACGUGGACCUGUCCUGCACCCCCACAGAUGUCAGAGACAUCAACAUCUGAAACAACUGACCAAGGUGUUGUGUGAUGACCUGAUGAUGGAGGGAACGUUGUCGACAGAGGGUGGAGAUGGCGGGCUGACCUCAGCCCCCCCCCCUCCCUCCUCCUUCUUCCUGGUGGGCUGCUAUCAUGGCCGACAUGUCCCAUGUCCCCCCGCCCUGCAACAACUCCCAUGUCACAUUUCCUGCCAGUGUCCCCUCCCUCUCUGGGGAAAUAAAUGAACACUACAGAAAUGUACUAGAAAAAAGACACAGAACGCUGAGGACCUGCGUGGGCUGGAGCUGAAGCCACACAACUAUUUAGUAGAUCCUUUCUCAUUCCCUCACAUAUCAAAGUAGGAAUCUUGAAAUGACCGCUGACCCAACAUCCCAAAGUGUCAUGUACAGUAGGACCUUGUUGUGUCUUCAGGUCUGAAUAUGAAAUCUGAGAGACAUUUCUUAUUUUUCAUUUCUCUAUUGGUAUAUCUAAUGUUUUGACUUCCUGUCCAAGCUCCAAUGUUUGUAUUGUUGCAGUGCAAACAUUCAUUGAUCCCUGCUUGCUUAUCUUUAGUCACUUUAUGAUAUAUCAUUUUAGAUUUCUUUUUUCAAUGAGUUUUAUACCUCUUUUCUUCCAAGCGUUUGUGUUUUAAACCAAGUGUAGUGUAAGAGGCUGUGUUUCAGUGGCCUGCUGGGGUGGAGGCGGGAGGAGAUCCACGAGCAGUCACCCACAGUCUGCUGUUCUUCUCUGUGUAGUCAAACCCAAACCAUUCCAACUCUGUCAAAAAAAAAGCACUUUUGGUCAGCACUGCUGGUCACCUAAAAAAAUCACAGUGAUUACGUUUGUAAAACAAAAUAUAAUGGGGGGUGGAGCAGGGGUUUCUUGACGAUGAAGAGUCAGCUGCAGAAUAUUUUUCAUCUAAUGGAAGAAGAAUUGAGCUUUAUGGCAGAAACAAGACUACAUGCUGCUUGAUAAUGUCAUGGGACUCAUAGAGCCCACGGCUUUCUGCAGCUGCCAACAAUCUGAGUUUGAGUUCAACCCAUGUUUCACACGCUGCUCUAAAGUAAGUGAGGAGCCAGAAUCUGAAGCUCCAGUCCAAGUAAAAGGAGUAUUCUUUUCAUAGUAAAAAAUUAUUCUUCCUUUUAUAUAGUUAAACAUAUUAUUUAUUGUUUCUUUAAGCCUUCCUUUUCUAGUUUUCAGACUAUCUGUGUCUCCACCUACUGCUGAACUAUCUGCCUCCAGAGCAGCCAGAAAUAUGAUUCCAACUCAAACCCUGCUCUUCAUCGUCUCCUCGCUCACGCUACCUCAGUUUAAAUACCGCUCAUGGAAUCUUGGAAGGGCAUGAAGCUAAAAGAAAAAGAAGAGGAGUGUUGAGACUAUGAUUUUGCACAAAAAUAAAAGACGCAGGCUUCGUUUCUUGGGGACUUGCCUAAAAAAUGUGGAGAGCACAGCAGGCAAGCUAACCGAGGGGUGCAGAGGCGGCAACAAGUGGCAAAAGGGUGAAGGCACAACAGGGAGGGGGGUCUUAAUGCUGUGGCGCUGGAGCCAGGGUUCAACAGGGAAGGGGGCCUUAAUGCUGUGGAGCUGGAGCCAGGGUUCAACAGGGAGGGGGGUCUUAAUGCUGUGGAGCUGGAGCCAGGGUUCAACAGGGAGGGGGGUCUUAAUGCUGUGGAGCUGGAGCCAGGGUUCCUACACAGGACGUGUUGAAGCCAGGGCUCCGACACAGGACGUGUUGAAGCCAGGGUUCCUACACAGGACGUGUUGAAGCCAGGGUUCCUACACAGGACGGCAACGAUGUCACCACCAGCUUCAUGUAAGCUUUAUAUGUGAUGGACACAAUGCAGGAAGGCUCUCUGCUAAAAGUAUUCUGGAAGUGUGUCACGGUGUGUAGGAACUCUACACCAGGUUUCUGAUUGUACAUUAUGGAUAGAGAGCAGGAGAGAAACACUCCUUGUAAUCCGCUGCUAUAGAAGAAUGAAUCCCAGCUACGUGUUUAAAAGGAAAAACAGAUGACAAAAGACGUAAUAAAUUAAAAAUGAUGCUUUUC
This is a messenger RNA of Notothenia coriiceps (black rockcod), 3156 nucleotides long. RefSeq names its product cyclin D1 (gene ccnd1). Bases 258 to 1136 code for a protein of 292 amino acids. The transcript is spliced from 5 exons. The record is from RefSeq and is a predicted model, not a curated record. NCBI's taxonomy places the organism in Eukaryota, Metazoa, Chordata, Actinopteri, Perciformes, Nototheniidae.